Molecule: messenger RNA, 2580 nt
Organism: Hemibagrus wyckioides
Lineage: Eukaryota; Metazoa; Chordata; Actinopteri; Siluriformes; Bagridae
Gene: ptger4a
Product: prostaglandin E receptor 4 (subtype EP4) a
Exons: 2
Coding region: 239-1546 (435 amino acids)
Biological process (GO): negative regulation of inflammatory response; adenylate cyclase-activating G protein-coupled receptor signaling pathway; positive regulation of cytosolic calcium ion concentration
Cellular component (GO): plasma membrane
Molecular function (GO): prostaglandin E receptor activity
Source: RefSeq, a predicted model, not a curated record
UCCCUCAACGCGCCUGCGCUGAAUUAAGUGCCGUGAGACGCAAAAAAAAGAAAAGAAAGGAAGAUAUUGUUCCUGUCUUUUUUUACUUUAUUUUUCUACUUUUUCACAUAAUUAAUCAACUCAAUAUUCGGGCUACGCCAAGGCCACUUUUGUCGCGCGCAAAAUCAGGGUACUUUUGAAAGAAAAAAUGUCACAGCCCACCGACGGAGUUUCGUAAACGAGCACAGGCGCGUCCAGAAUGUACAACAGCACUAUCUCAGUACUGAGGAUGGAACCCACUGUCCCGGUGGUCAUGUUCAUAUUCGGUGUGGUGAGCAACUUGAUCGCCAUCGUUGUGCUGUGUAAAUCCAGAAAAGAGCAGCGGGAGACGAUAUUUUACACGUUGGUGUGCGGCCUCGCGGUCACGGAUCUUUUGGGCACGGUGCUCGCGAGCCCUGUCACUAUUGUCACGUAUGUGAAGGGCUCGUGGCCGGCGGGAGAGCCUCUGUGCCAGUAUUUCGGAUUCAUUCUGCUCUUCUUCUCUUUAGCCGGCCUGAGCAUCAUCUGUGCCAUGUCUGUGGAGAGGUAUGUGGCCAUAAACCACGCAUAUUUCUACAACGACUACGUUAACCAGAGGCUGGCGGGCGCCACGCUUCUCGCCAUCUACGUCUCCAACGGGGUUUUCUGCGCCCUCCCGAGCGUUGGUUUCGGCCGGGUCACCAAGCAGUAUCCGGAGACAUGGUGCUUUCUAGACUGGAGGACUGAGGAGAAUAUACAUGCCGCCUUCUCGUACAUGUACGGCGGUGUCAGCUUCGUCCUUAUCCUGGCUACAGUCAUCUGUAAUGUGGCAGUGUGUUGCGCACUGAUGCGGAUGCACCGCAGGUUUGUACGGAGGAUGUCGCUGGGCAGCGAUCAGGGGAGAGUCACGGAGGUCGGUAGGAAGCGCAGCUGUAGGCGAUUGGCAGGAGCGGAGAUCCACAUGGUCGUGCUGCUCAUCGCCACAUCUGCCGUGGUGCUCGUUUGCUCUAUUCCUCUGGUCGUGCAGGUGUUCAUCAACCAAAUAUACAGGAUUCCAGUGGAGAAACGUUUGGACAAAAACCCAGAUCUUUUGGCUAUACGAUUUGCUUCAAUGAACCCCAUUCUAGAUCCUUGGAUCUACAUAUUACUCCGAAAAGCAGUUCUCAUCAAACUUACAAAAAACAUCAAUUAUCUGUUCUGUAAGAUCAUUGCUCGUGGUCAGCAAAAACAGGCCAAUUUCCACUGGUUGGAGCAACAGCGAGUUUCAUCCAUUAUCUCCAGAGACUCACUAUCACUUGUGUCUCGGAAUAUGAGGGAGGUCAGAAGCGCCUCACAGACUUUUCUUUAUCUCUCUACAAUAACCGAACCCUACAAAGGUACCUGCAGUUCAAGACACAUUGGGUCCUCUUCAUAUUCUUCCCAACAACAUGGCACAAAGUUCUCCAACAGGAAUAGUUCAGAGAGUGAGGCAGAAAAAUGCACUAUUAACCACACAAAUCAUCCUACAGGCUUAAAAGAACCAGACCCUACAAUUAAACUAACAUUGUGAAUUUCCAGGAGAGAAGUAUUUAGUGCUAAGAGGCAGGUGCGGUGACAUCUGUAAGCCUAUUUGCAUUUUUAAGUAUUUUUGUUGAAUUUGUACCAUAUAAUGGCAGCUGUGAUAUGAGUUUUUAGAACCAGUCUUGUUCUACACUCUACAUAAAACUCUCAGCUCUCAACUCUAAAAAUCCCCUAUCUAGCUACAUACAGUAUUGAUACAUUUAUUUUUCCAGCAGGGUUCAAACUGGUCACAGCAUGAUCAGAAAUAAACUAUGCACAAACAAAUCUAACAAAAUGUUUGUUUUUAAAAUCAGGGUAGUUUUUGAGUGCUCCAUUUCCCAAAGAAAUGUUAUUUUCUUGCAUAAAUAAAUGUGAGCUGCAAUGUGACUCUAAUUUAAGCCUCAGUAAGCAUGUUGAUGAACUCAAAACAUUCUCUGAAAAGAGUAUGUGACAAUGUCAUGAGAAUAAGAGGCUCAUAUUACUAGAAAAUGUGUAUAUAAAACUUGAUUGUCUUCCUUUUUCUUAAUCAUACUAUGCAUUGUACAUUUUCAAUCAUUAAAAUAGGAAAAACAUUUUUUUACAAAUUUUUCAUGAUUUAUUUGUACUGUUCUAUCCAUUUUAUGUAUAUUUUACCAGAAGAAGGCUAAAAGUAUUAAUCAACUAACCCAAUAUCCUAACCGCCAGUAUCUUACUUUUUUUUUCCCUUUUUUAUCUUAACUCUUUGUUCCCUCAGUGAUCAAUACUCCAUGGGCCAUACUGAUCUUUUUUACACGAAUGCACUUUUCUUACAAGGCUAAAGUUGCCUAAUAAUCUUUGUAAUGCUUUGACUAGUCACACAGCAUGUAUAAGGAAGCAAAACUUUUGUUUCCUGAAGCUAUGCAACUUUACUUACUCCCAUUCCUGCUGAGUUUGCUAAACUGUAGUAUUCACACUCAUGAAAUUGGCCUUGAAUAAGCAUAGGGAGUAAACAUAGAAAAAGGGAGAAAAUAAAAGUCAUACUGUUCAGCUGCUUAGCUGCCCUGUUAUUUCUGUUCCGUAGAGUCC